Molecule: messenger RNA, 960 nt
Organism: Thelazia callipaeda (thelaziosis nematode)
Lineage: Eukaryota; Metazoa; Nematoda; Chromadorea; Rhabditida; Thelaziidae
Source: the annotation of a GenBank genome assembly
AUGGCUGAUGAACGCUCACGCCGUGGAUUAAAUCCAAAUGCGCAGGAAUUUGUCCCAAAUCCAGCUGCUCGUCCGUUUAUUCCUGGACAGCAUUACAUUUUCACGCCACCGCCAACGCAAGUGUAUUAUCAGCCAACACAUCCAGUCGGUCAAGAAAUUUAUCCGAUGUGUCAGCAAUAUAGUAAUGUAGGGGUAACUGGUAUUCCAUCGAAUGGAUCACAGUCAGCAUUUGUUUGCUCUCAUCAGCAACCUUAUUCUAAUGCUGUAAUGCCUAGGCUAGAAUUAAAAAGGUGUGAUGUAACACAGCGUGGAACCGAAGAGCUGGAUUCCCUUGCUGAUGCUUGGGAUGACGAAGUGGAAGAUAAAAGAGAACCAAUAGAAAAAGAAGAUGGGAUAAAAGAAAUGGAGGAGAAAAUUUCUGCACCUUUAGAGAAAAAGGAAAAAUUGGUUAUUCAAGAAAAUCCACCAAGUGAUAUUCAGAAAAUCAAAGAUAACUUAGUUCCUUCAUCAGAAGUAAAAGCGGGAGACGAAGAAGAGACGCCGUUGUCGGAUAAAGUCAAACAGUCUCUUAACAUUGAUGAUAGCGAUCGAAAGGAACACGUCAAUAUGGUUUUUAUUGGGCACGUGGAUGCUGGAAAGUCCACAAUUGGUGGCCAUUUAAUGUUUUUGACAGGAAUGGUGGAUAAACGCACUUUAGAGAAAUAUGAACGAGAAGCGAAGGAUAAAGGACGAGAAUCAUGGUUUUUUAAUUUUUCCUAUUUUCGGUAUCUCUCAUGGGCUUUGGAUACAAAUGAUGAAGAGCGGGAAAAAGGUAAAACAGUGGAGUGUGGUCGCGCAUUUUUUGAAACUGAAAAAAAGCAUUUUACGAUUUUGGAUGCACCUGGGCAUAAAUCUUUUGUUCCAAAUAUGAUUAGUGGAGCAACUCAAGCAGAUUUAGCCAUCUUGGUUAGUCCGCAUUAA